This is a messenger RNA of Peromyscus eremicus (cactus mouse), 983 nucleotides long. It is a transcript of the gene Crisp2, whose product is annotated as cysteine rich secretory protein 2. NCBI's taxonomy places the organism in Eukaryota, Metazoa, Chordata, Mammalia, Rodentia, Cricetidae. Gene Ontology annotation, cellular component: extracellular region. Bases 46 to 777 code for a protein of 243 amino acids. The transcript is spliced from 8 exons. The record is from RefSeq and is a predicted model, not a curated record.
ACAGGGAAGGCAGAUAUUUCAACUGUCCAACCAUCACUUCCAGCCAUGGCUUCCUUCCAGGUGAUGCUGUUUCUCUUUGCUUUGCUGCAUCAAUCAUUGCCCACUGAAGGAAAGGAUCCAGCUUUCACUGCAUUGUUAACCAACCAACCGCAAAUUCAAAGAGAGAUUGUAAAUAAACACAAUGAUCUGAGGAGAUCAGUUAACCCCACUGCCAGCAACAUGCUAAAAAUGGAGUGGAGCAUAGCAGCAUCAGGAAAUUCUCAAAAGUGGGCUAACAAGUGUAUUUUAGAGCACAGUAAUUCGCAAGACCGAAAGAUCAAUACAAAAUGUGGUGAGAAUCUCUAUAUGUCAAGUGACCCUACUUCUUGGUCAGCCGUAAUUCAAAACUGGUACGAUGAAAGUGAGUUCUUUACUUAUGGUGUAGGAGCAAAACCCAAUGCAGCUGUUGGACAUUACACUCAGGUUGUUUGGUAUUCAUCUUACAAAGUUGGAUGUGGAAUUGCUUACUGUCCCAACCAAGACAUCCUAAAAUAUUUCUAUGUUUGCCAUUACUGUCCUGCGGGUAACAAUGCGUUGAAAAAGAGCACUCCUUACCAGCAAGGGGAAGCUUGUGCUAGCUGUCCCAAUAACUGUGACAGUGGACUAUGCACCAAUAGCUGUGAGUAUGAAGAUCUGCUUAGUAACUGUGAGUCCUUGAAGAACUCAGCAGGCUGUGGACAUGAGCUGCUCAAGGAAAAGUGCCAGGCUACUUGCCUGUGUGAAGGCAAAAUUCACUAACAUGUCCAGUGUGUGGCAUGAAGGACUACAUGAAAAGGGGAUGCAGCCUUUAGCUGAGACAUGCCAGGGAAACCUAUAGGAGAUUAGUGACAAGUCGGAUCCCAAAUGACAAAGCUUCUUCCCUUCCAAGAUUUAUACAGAAAUCUCUUUUAUACAGCCAUUAAAAAAAAGUGUCAUUUAGGAUGACAACUUUGGAUUAUGACCAA